Molecule: messenger RNA, 3302 nt
Organism: Melopsittacus undulatus (budgerigar)
Lineage: Eukaryota; Metazoa; Chordata; Aves; Psittaciformes; Psittaculidae
Gene: SMARCA5
Product: SNF2 related chromatin remodeling ATPase 5
Biological process (GO): nucleosome organization; regulation of transcription by RNA polymerase II
Cellular component (GO): chromatin; nucleus
Molecular function (GO): DNA binding; ATP-dependent chromatin remodeler activity; histone binding
Source: RefSeq, a predicted model, not a curated record
AUGGAGCUAAAUCGGAUUAACAGAGAUCUAGCUCUGUCCCUCACCCUGUGGCAGGGAUCUUUGAUCCACCUCCAGGGUAAUUUUACAGAAUCUUUUGAUGAUGCUUCACCAGGAAAACAAAAAGAAAUCCAGGAAGCAGAUCCUACGUAUGAAGAGAAAAUGCAAACAGACAGAGCAAACAGAUUUGAGUAUCUGUUGAAGCAGACUGAGCUGUUUGCUCAUUUCAUUCAGCCUGCUGCUCAGAAAAACUCCAACCAGCCUUUGAAAAUGAAGCCUGGACGUCCACGAAUAAAGAAAGAUGAGAAACAGAAUUUACUGUCAGUUGGCGACUACCGCCAUCGUAGAACUGAGCAAGAAGAAGACGAGGAGCUGUUAACAGAAAGCUCCAAGGCAACUAACGUCUGCACUCGAUUUGAAGAAUCUCCAUCAUAUGUUAAAUGGGGAAAGCUGCGUGAUUAUCAGGUCCGAGGAUUGAACUGGCUCAUCUCUUUGUAUGAAAAUGGCAUCAAUGGUAUCCUGGCUGAUGAAAUGGGUCUCGGGAAGACACUGCAAACAAUUUCUCUUCUUGGCUAUAUGAAACACUACAGAAAUAUUCCCGGUCCUCACAUGGUAUUAGUUCCUAGAUCCACGCUACAUAACUGGAUGAAUGAAUUCAAGAGAUGGGUCCCUACACUUCGAGCAGUUUGUUUGAUAGGUGACAAAGACCAGCGUGCUGCCUUUGUCAGAGAUGUGUUGCUGCCUGGAGAAUGGGAUGUCUGUGUAACAUCAUACGAAAUGCUUAUCAAAGAAAAAUCAGUAUUCAAAAAAUUUAACUGGAGAUACCUAGUUAUAGAUGAAGCCCACAGGAUUAAAAAUGAAAAAUCAAAGUUAUCAGAAAUUGUGAGGGAAUUCAAGACUACAAAUCGGCUGCUGUUAACUGGAACUCCACUGCAGAACUUACAUGAACUCUGGGCACUUCUUAACUUCCUUUUGCCAGAUGUCUUUAACUCAUCUGAGGACUUUGAUUCAUGGUUUGAUACAAACAACUGUCUAGGAGAUCAAAAGCUGGUGGAACGUCUCCAUAUGGUGCUGCGACCAUUCCUUCUACGUCGCAUUAAGGCUGAUGUAGAGAAAAGCUUGCCUCCAAAGAAGGAAGUUAAAAUUUAUGUGGGUCUCAGCAAAAUGCAACGAGAAUGGUAUACACGGAUCUUAAUGAAGGAUAUAGAUAUACUGAAUUCUGCAGGGAAGCUGGACAAAAUGAGACUGCUGAAUAUCCUCAUGCAGCUGCGAAAAUGUUGCAACCAUCCGUAUCUCUUUGAUGGAGCAGAACCUGGUCCGCCUUAUACCACAGAUAUGCAUUUGGUCACCAACAGUGGCAAAAUGGUAGUAUUGGACAAAUUGCUCCCUAAGUUGAAAGAACAAGGUUCGAGAGUCUUAAUCUUCAGUCAGAUGACCAGAGUCCUAGAUAUCUUGGAAGAUUACUGUAUGUGGCGAAACUAUGAAUAUUGUAGGCUGGAUGGACAAACACCACAUGACGAGAGACAGGCAUCUAUUAAUGCGUAUAAUGAACCCGGUAGCUCAAAAUUUGUGUUCAUGUUGAGUACACGGGCAGGCGGACUUGGAAUCAAUUUGGCUACUGCUGAUGUUGUAAUUCUGUAUGAUUCAGAUUGGAAUCCACAAGUAGAUCUUCAGGCUAUGGAUCGAGCACACAGAAUUGGCCAAACAAAGACUGUUCGAGUGUUCAGGUUUAUCACAGACAACACAGUGGAAGAAAGAAUAGUGGAACGUGCAGAAAUGAAGCUCCGGCUAGAUUCCAUAGUCAUUCAGCAAGGAAGACUGGUGGAUCAAAACCUGAAUAAACUUGGGAAGGAUGAAAUGCUGCAAAUGAUCAGGCAUGGAGCAACACACGUGUUUGCCUCAAAGGAAAGCGAGAUUACAGAUGAAGAUAUUGACCACAUUUUGGAAAGAGGUGCAAAGAAGACUGCAGAAAUGAAUGAAAAACUUUCAAAAAUGGGUGAAAGCUCACUCAGGAAUUUCACAAUGGAUACAGAGUCCAGCGUGUAUAAUUUUGAAGGGGAAGACUACAGGGAAAAACAGAAGAUGGCCUUUACAGAGUGGAUUGAACCACCAAAAAGAGAAAGAAAAGCCAAUUAUGCUGUGGAUGCUUACUUCAGAGAGGCUCUUCGAGUCAGUGAGCCAAAAGCACCCAAGGCACCACGGCCUCCAAAACAGCCAAAUGUACAGGACUUUCAGUUCUUUCCUCCACGCUUGUUUGAACUAUUAGAAAAAGAGAUUCUCUACUACAGGAAAACAAUUGGGUACAAGGUACCUCGUAAUCCUGAUCUGCCAAAUGCAGCCCAAGCACAAAAAGAAGAGCAGCUUAAGAUUGAUGAGGCUGAACCACUUAAUGAUGAAGAGCUAGAAGAAAAAGAGAAGCUCCUAACCCAGGGAUUCACUAACUGGAAUAAGAGAGAUUUUAACCAGUUCAUCAAAGCUAAUGAGAAAUGGGGCCGUGAUGACAUUGAAAAUAUAGCAAGAGAAGUGGAAGGAAAAACUCCAGAGGAAGUAAUUGAGUAUUCAGCUGUGUUUUGGGAAAGAUGCAAUGAACUCCAAGACAUAGAGAAGAUCAUGGCUCAGAUAGAAAGAGGAGAAGCCAGAAUCCAGAGACGAAUCAGCAUAAAAAAAGCACUUGAUACAAAGAUUGGCAGGUACAAAGCCCCUUUCCACCAGCUAAGAAUAUCUUAUGGUACUAAUAAAGGGAAGAAUUACACUGAAGAGGAAGAUCGCUUUCUAAUCUGUAUGCUUCACAAGCUAGGAUUUGAUAAAGAAAAUGUCUAUGACGAAUUAAGACAGUGCAUCCGGAACUCCCCACAGUUCAGAUUUGACUGGUUUCUCAAGUCCAGAACUGCAAUGGAGCUGCAAAGGAGAUGCAAUACUUUAAUCACCCUGAUUGAAAGAGAAAACAUGGAACUGGAAGAAAAGGAAAAGGCAGAAAAGAAGAAACGUGGACCAAAACCAUCUUCGGCACAGAAGCGCAAAAUGGAUGGUACUCCUGAUGGUCGUGGAAGAAAAAAGAAGCUAAAGUUGUGAAUGCAGAAUUUUUAUUAUCACUAAAUUUAAAAAGUAGUUCUUUAAUUUACGGGUCUUCAUAAGAUGUACUGUAUAAUGCUCAACUAUUAUGUCAUUAAAGGACAUCGGGUUCAUCUGUUUACUGAACUAGAAACAUAGUACUUAAUGUAGUUUCACUUUUUUAAAUGCAACAGCUGUGCUGAAUUUUUUUUACCAUUAACACUUGAAGUAAUAAAAUAGGCUUCAUUUAUUAA